CUGACGUUUUACAGAUACCUACCAUGCGAGUGUAUGAGGUGGCUACUUUUUACACUAUGUUCAACAGGAAGCCAGUUGGAAAGUAUCACAUACAGAUCUGUACAACAACACCAUGUAUGCUGCGGGACUCUGACUCCAUAUUGGAGGCUAUUCAGAAGAAGCUUGGAAUUCAUGUAGGAGAGACUACACCUGAUAAGCUGUUCACCCUGACAGAAGUUGAAUGUCUUGGUGCCUGUGUAAAUGCGCCAAUGGUGCAAAUAAAUGACCACUAUUAUGUAAGUAUUUAAAAUGUGCUUGUUAACUA
Molecule: messenger RNA, 304 nt
Organism: Bombina bombina (fire-bellied toad)
Lineage: Eukaryota; Metazoa; Chordata; Amphibia; Anura; Bombinatoridae
Product: NADH dehydrogenase [ubiquinone] flavoprotein 2, mitochondrial
Exons: 2
Coding region: 24-287 (87 amino acids)
Biological process (GO): mitochondrial electron transport, NADH to ubiquinone
Molecular function (GO): NADH dehydrogenase activity
Source: RefSeq, a predicted model, not a curated record